AGCAUCCAGAAACAACCCACAUGGUGGUGGGGAGAAUGUGCAAACUCCUUGCAGAAGUUACUUGCGAGAAGGAAAUAUGGCUGUACUGAUAUUGCUCUACCUUCCAAUUUUAUUCUUCACAAUGACUACUGCAGAGGGGCCAGAUGGCUCUGUUGACCAGUUUCCACACGUCAAACUGGCAAAACCUGGAGAAUCAGUUACAAUGAAGUGUAAAAUUACAGUUAGGAAAGGAGAAAUAGUGGGUACUCACCUUAAAAGGAAUCCUCCACCAUCGGAGGAUCUAUGUUACUUCAAAUCAAUAGAUUCAAUACACGUUGGAGAUUUGUACAAGGAUCGGCUCGAGUGUAAUAAGACAAUCGGAGAUCAAAAUACUAUCACCAUUCAGUUGAGAAAUCUCCAGAUAAGUGAUACUGAUGUUUAUUAUUGUAUCACUGGGAUAAAAAAUAUCCGAGUUUCUGAGUUCAGUGGAAAAGGAACCCUUCUUAUUGUAUCAGAGCCUGACAACCAAACCUAUGCAGCAAAUUAUGUUGAAGAGAAAUUCUGCAAAGUAGAUUAUUUGAAGGAUCCAGUAAUGAUCACAAUGAUUAUAUUUGUAGUUGUUCUUGGGAUUUGCGUACUAGUUCUGUUAAAUUCCUACGUAAGAAAACACUACCAAUAUGAACAGUCACUAUGUAUAUGAGCUCCAAGCUCAGUGUAUACAAACACAAAUCUGGUGCGAACCCAAAGCAUGGUAUGAUAAUUUCAUCUACAAUGGGCUUUCAACAUUUGAUUCAGUUUUUCUGCGAGCGUCUGAAUGCAUCAUCACUGUAAACCAAGGCUUACCGAAAUCUGUGAGAGUCUCCAAACUUUUUUUUAACACGCUAUUAUUUUACAAUGUAGCUAUUUGUCUGGUUGAUUUGUAGAAGGUAGUACUUAUGAUGAAAGUGAAUGCAUAUGUCUAAUGUAAUAAUACUAUAUAAAUAGCAUUCUGUUCCAGUACAAUAUAAAUGCACUCUGUGUCUAUUUUUAC
This is a messenger RNA of Hypanus sabinus (Atlantic stingray), 1009 nucleotides long. RefSeq lists its product as uncharacterized. Gene Ontology annotation, biological process: adaptive immune response. Gene Ontology annotation, cellular component: membrane. Gene Ontology annotation, molecular function: signaling receptor activity. Bases 77 to 679 code for a protein of 200 amino acids. The transcript is spliced from 5 exons. NCBI's taxonomy places the organism in Eukaryota, Metazoa, Chordata, Chondrichthyes, Myliobatiformes, Dasyatidae. The record is from RefSeq and is a predicted model, not a curated record.